Punica granatum (pomegranate) is the source of this 798-nucleotide messenger RNA. Lineage: Eukaryota; Viridiplantae; Streptophyta; Magnoliopsida; Myrtales; Lythraceae. The record is from RefSeq and is a predicted model, not a curated record.
AUGGCGGAAGAGGACCGAGUAGAUAUCUCUGAGGAAGUCAAUCCGUCGAUCCCGGUUCAUUCUCAAUCGCCUCCAACACACGCUCCGCCGCCUUCGACUCCUGCAGGCAUAUUCCCGGCGUAUUCGGGCGCCCCUCCGACACAUCUCCCGCCCCCGACGUCUUCAGGGGCGCCCCUCCCACGAGUCUCAUUGACGUCAUCCGCCUCCGACGACCAAGCCCGCAUCACGGAACUCGAAGGCACGGUUAAUCAACUAGUUGCGAGCAUGACAGCCAACAUGGCGGAACUGUUCGCCCUACUCAGAGGACCGAACCGCGCAUCCUCGAGCUCCACGCCUCCACCGGGACAAGGGCCAACAGUCGAUCCAACCCCUUGGGUUCCGCCAACCCAAAUUCCGGAGAACCUUGAUGCCCCCGCGCCGCCAACACUGCAUACGUCCACGGCUCACCCUUUCACCAGUCCAUUUCCGCCGCCACCGGCCCCCACAACCGUCCCUCUUCCACCAGCAACAUUCUUGUCUUCGGAACAGGCCCCGUCAGCACCUCCACUUGUCUCCAUACCGGCCCCAGCCGCGAUCUAUACUGUCCCUCCGCCGAUGGCCGAGGACAUUCCUACUUGGGCGGCCCUUUUCCGGAAGUUCAUCGAUCAAUACCAAUACUGUGCAAAAACGCCUCCGACCCUAUUGGAACUGAGCAUGAAAGAGAUGGCACAAGGCCAAAGAUUCGAGGAAUACGCCACCAAAUGGUGCGCCCAAGUGGCGAAGCACAUCCCUCCGAUCAACGAAGCACAACAGAUCUAG